UGAGGCGGAAGCGCCUGCUGUCUGCGACUGGCCCCUCACCGGCUCUGUCCAGCCCUGAUCCCAACGCCGAGGACGCCGCUGGUCAGUGUCAUGUGACUUCUGCCCCUGGGCCUGGAACCUGAGCCGGGACCCAGGCUACGGCCUCCCAGGUUGUGUUAGUUCUUCGGAAGUUUCAGGAAGCGAGUGGUCAGAGUCGCGGAAUAUAGGUCUGGGGUCCCGGGGGGUGGUAGUGCCCGAGUCCGAGGUCGCGGAGUUGGGGCCCCCCCGGGUCCGGGUUCGGGGUCAGAGGUGUGGGGGAGGUUGGUGCCCGGGUCCAGAGUCUUGGUGGUACCCGGGUCCAGGGUCUCAGAGAAAGAGCCUGCUGGAGCCGAUUUGUCUUCCCUCUCAAGGGUCUCUUGGGUCAGGCCCACUGUGUCGUGUGCCAUGAGGGCACUGGGGGCCUUCCUUCUGGCCUUGGUGGCGGGCUUGGCCACUGCCAGCCCACCUAAUGUCGUGUUGAUCUUUGCUGACGACCUGGGCUAUGGAGACUUGGGCUCCUAUGGGCACCCUAGUUCCACCACUCCCAACCUGGACCAGCUGGCUGCAGGGGGGCUGCGGUUCACAGAUUUUUAUGUGCCCGUGUCUCUGUGCACACCCUCUCGGGCUGCCCUCUUGACCGGUCGGCUCCCAGUUCGGAUGGGCAUGUACCCUGGAGUCCUGAAGCCUAGCUCCCAGGGGGGCCUGCCCCUAGAAGAGGUGACCCUGGCAGAGGUCCUGGCUGCCAAAGGUUAUCUCACAGGAAUGGCCGGCAAGUGGCAUCUUGGCGUGGGGCCAGAGGGGAUCUUCCUGCCCCCCCAUCAUGGCUUCCAUCGAUUCCUAGGCAUCCCCUACUCUCAUGAUCAGGGCCCCUGCCAGAACCUGACCUGCUUCCCACCGGCCACCCCCUGUGAUGGCGGCUGUGACCAGGGCCUGGUCCCCAUCCCCCUGUUGGCCAACCUGACUGUGGAGGUGCAGCCUCCCUGGCUGCCAGGCUUGGAGGCCCGCUACGUAGCUUUUGCCCGUGACCUCAUGACCGAUGCCCAGCGCCAGGGUCGCCCAUUCUUCCUGUACUACGCCUCCCACCACACCCAUUACCCCCAGUUCAGUGGGCAGAGCUUUGCAGAGCACUCAGGCCGUGGGCCAUUUGGGGAUUCCCUGAUGGAGCUGGAUGCAGCUGUAGGGGCCCUGAUGACGGCCAUGGAGGACCUCGGCCUGCUUGAAGAGACCGUGGUCAUCUUCACUGCAGACAAUGGACCUGAGACGAUGCGCAUGUCCCGAGGUGGCUGCUCUGGCCUUUUGCGAUGUGGAAAGGGAACGACCUUUGAGGGGGGUGUCCGGGAGCCUGCCUUGGCCUUCUGGCCAGGCCACAUCACUCCAGGUGUGACCCAUGAGCUAGCCAGCACCCUGGACCUACUGCCUACUCUGGCAGCCCUGACUGGGGCCCCACUGCCCAACGUCACCUUGGAUGGCUUUGACCUCAGCCCCCUGCUGUUGGGCACAGGCAAGAGCCCUCGGCAGUCUCUCUUCCUCUACCCGGCCUACCCAGAUGAGGUCCGUGGGGUCUUUGCUGUGCGGAGUGGGAAGUACAAGGCUCACUUCUUCACCCAGGGCUCUGCCCACAGCGACACCACCGCAGACCCUGCCUGCCAUGCCACCAGCCCCCUGACUGCUCACGAGCCCCCAUUGAUCUAUGACCUGUCCAAGGACCCUGGUAGGAGGGGCUGGGGGCCUUGUGAGCCCCUAGGAAGGCACAUGGGCAGCUCCCGAGAUAAACCUGUUGGCACUUCCACCCUCCUGAGGAUCUCGUCUAUGCACACGUUUCCUGUCUCUAGCUUCAUCUUUGACACGAGCCAUUCUCCACCCAGCAGGCACAGCGAUCUCUUACAAACGUCUGUCAGGUUGGAUUUGAGCAUGUAUCCCUGCUCAAAGCUCCACAGCUUCUUAUUAUACUCAGAAUAAAAUCCAAACUCCUGAUGGUGGCCCACUUUGCCCUGAAGCCCUCUCAGUCUUGGUGGGCUGGCAUGGCUGUUCCUUCCACCAGCAAUAUUUUGCCUCCACUACUGGCCUCCUUUGCAGUGAGGGACCUCCUGACCACCUGCCUGUGUUUGUGUGCAAAGUGUGCUGACGUCAGGCCCACAUGUGUGCCCUGAUGGCAAGUCACACACCAAGCACCCCCUUGGUGUUGGCUGAGAGGGUCACUGAAUAGGUGUACAGACACCUCCCCAUGGCAAACACUUCAUUGCCUACCAAGCAGCCACACCCUUACCAAUAGGCCCCCACUUUUUCAGUAAUGGGCAAAGUCUCCUUGACCUUGAGGUUGCAGCCUCUCCCUGUCCCAGGUUAGUGACCAGUCUGAGCCAGUAACAAUCUGAUGGUUGGUCUAGGAGUAGAAUGUAACCAAGAGUCCUGGCAGUGAAAGAUUGGGGUGGCAGGGUGAGGACCAUGCGGCAGCAGAGUCACCAGCCCUGACUGGACACACAGCAGGUAAAGAAGUGUCUUCAGCUGCCUGGAGAGCUCCAGGUGUUAAGGAAAUAAACUGUUUAAGCCACUGCCAGUGGGCUGUUACUUGUAGCCAAAAGGAGCCCUGCUGGAAUGCACCUGAGAGAGAGAACGAGAAUGCAUGAGCACCUGUCUGAGGCGUCAGACAGUGUGCUGAAGACCCUUCAUGUUCACCAUGCAAUCUUUAAUCACUGCUAAACUAGUUGAGGGGCUAAAUUGACAAUACCGCAAAUCCUGCUGUGUCUAGGAGUUACCAGUAGGGUAAUAGUUCCCUUGGGGCACCCAGCACUGAUGUUGGCACAAGGAAGACACUGAGGCACUUGUGGUCUGAGUGAAGGUGUUGGGCCCAAAUAAUGCCGUAGUUCAGGGUGAAGACAGAUAAACUGAAACAUGUUCAUGAUCCAUGUAUCACACUGAAAGUCCAAACUCUCCAGCAAGAACUAAAUGAAUACUAAUACCUGGGUACAACCUGCAGGCACCUUUUCCAACUCUGCAGCAUUAGCUCCUUUCACUUGAACAGUGUGCAUUGCUGUGUUAAUCCCACCAUGUUUGUUCACCAACACCAUGUAGUGCUGGGCAUGGAGUUGUCAGAGAAGACCCCACACACAUGCAGUGCUCAUAGUCUAGCAAGGGGAAUCAGCUUAGUCUUGGAAGGUCAGAUGCACAUGGGAUUUCAGCGUAAUAGAAGUCCCUUGUAGGGUGGGUUGCAUGGAUAAUGAAUUUCUGAGCAAGGACACCAGAGAACUUGGGGGUGCUACUACAAAUGUUCUCUGUCUUGAUUUGGGGGUUGUAAUAUGAUGCAUACGUAUGUAUUUGUGUAAAGUCACACACAUAAGAUGUGCACACUUUAUGAUGCCACUGUGUAUUUU
Otolemur garnettii (small-eared galago) is the source of this 3386-nucleotide messenger RNA. RefSeq names its product arylsulfatase A (gene ARSA). The transcript is spliced from 9 exons. NCBI's taxonomy places the organism in Eukaryota, Metazoa, Chordata, Mammalia, Primates, Galagidae. The record is from RefSeq and is a predicted model, not a curated record. Gene Ontology annotation, molecular function: arylsulfatase activity. The coding region runs from base 424 to 1977 and encodes 517 amino acids.